Salmo salar (Atlantic salmon) is the source of this 1980-nucleotide messenger RNA. RefSeq names its product ribonuclease MRP subunit p64 (gene rmp64). Lineage: Eukaryota; Metazoa; Chordata; Actinopteri; Salmoniformes; Salmonidae. Gene Ontology annotation, biological process: positive regulation of Notch signaling pathway. Gene Ontology annotation, cellular component: nucleus. The record is from RefSeq and is a predicted model, not a curated record.
AGAGAUAGUAUUUUGUUUAUUUUGGGUAAGGUAUUUACAUAGAUUGGCAAUAAAUAAUAGCCUGCUGGUUGCUUCUCUGAAACAGCAGUGUGCCGAGGUGCAAUUGUACCUUUAAAUCCUGGCGAUGACGUUAAUAUUUCCUUGAUUCUAAUUGGGUAGCUUUCACUUCCUUGGUUUGCGAUGAAAUGGACGUGAGCAUGGCUGAAGAACCGUGGAAUAAAGUAAACAUUCCCUUUCCAAGUGCGGUUUCAACUGUCCAUAUACCGUUCGGCCUCUCAACAGGUACAUGUGUAAAACGUGUCCUGGAGGAAAAUGAGAAAGUGCUCAAGUUGCUUGGCAGUCGAGUCCUGCAGACUGAGAUCCGUGUCCUGUACGAGCUUCUCUAUGUUCUCAAUAACAGCCUCAGGCAACACAAGACUUUCAGGAUUCUCAAACAGGUUGAGCAAUGCAUAAACCGGUUGAAGGAAAUGAAGCUGGAUGCUGCUCUUCUGGACCUGAAGGAGCUAUGUCCAAAGAAAGUGCAAAGCCAGCUGGCUAUGGAGACAGGUCAGUGUGAUGUACCCAGUCAGCCCAUGCUGGAAUGGCUUUGUCUCAAGGUGUUGGGAGCUGCCAGACUGAUGACAUGUCUGCUCAAUCACUGCACCAGAGCCUUCAUACUAGCGAAGCAGCACCUCCACUCAAAGGAAUUCAUUAUGUUGAACGUGGUGCUCACCAGCAUGCUUAGUCGACUGUGGGUGUUCUUCCGGGGCAUCCUGGGUAGCCUGGCCCCUCUCUACCAGCACCUCCUGGAGCUCCUGAAAGAGGUGUCCCAGGCUCAGGCAAUGGCCUUCCUCAUAGACUUCACCCUGCCUGCAGGGAUGGCAGAGUUCCUCGGGCCCUCUGACUCUUCCUUGUUGAAGAUGCAGCAUUCCCGGGCCCCUAAGGGCCUUGGCGUGAAAGGAGCCUCCAGGUCCUCUGUGCUCAACAGACUGUUCAGAGAGGAGGGAGAGGAGAGGAGGGAGCAGGCUCUGGGUGGUCCCUCCAAUAGGAAGAGCAGCAAAGUGGAUCUGGGAACUGCAGUCUUACUCCAGAGAACUGGUGAUACAGGUGCCGUCUCUGGAUUUGAUAUGAAGCAAUUGCUGAAACGAACCCAUGGCGGUAUCACAGAGGUGUCAACAGAACAAGUGCAGCCUUCAUUACUGGAUGCUGCUGUGAUUGGUCAGAAGAGGAAGUUUCUGAAGCAACUGAGAACAGCCCCCACUUUCAGCAACAUGGCCGCCCACCUGGAGCAAGUGAUGCGAUGGUGUGAAAGCAGGAAGCUGCGUCAGGAGAAGGGGCGUCUGACGUUCCUGAACCUGAAGUGCCAGAGGAUGAAAUGCCUGGAAUCAGAGGGCUGCAGUGUACAAGGGAAACUAACGCGCUACAAACGGGAGGUUUGCUGGGCCCUGUCACUCAGAGGGGCGGUACCCAGGACCUGUCAGCCGCUGAAGACACUGUGGAGGAGGGCUCACCCUAGAAUUUGCUUUCAGCCAUUCAGGACUGCAUUUGAACCAAUCACAAGUGCAUUCUGUGUCAACAGAAAACGGUCACUAAGACACAAGAGAAACAGGAGUAUUUUACCAGGCACACCGGGGGAUGUGGCCACGAUGACUGAUGACCAGUCCCUUAGCAAUGAGCUUAGCAACCAAAGUAGAGACACUCCAGUUCAGAAACCCUUGGAUCUGAAUGAGACUAACAUUGAUGACAUUUUUGCCUUCAUAGGUUUUUAAGACCCCAAAACCCUGGCCUAUGGGAUAAAAGGGGUUCUCAGCUUUCAUGAUUUAAACAAAGAAAUCCACACAAGGUUUUCUUGGUUGCAUGCGUUUCAUCUCUGACAUCAAGUUACAAUUUUUUCACUGACGUUUUCUAGACCUACAUCAGUCGCUUGCCUUAAGUUUUUCUUAAAGUAGCCUAUUAUUAAAAUGUUUUAGAAACGUGGUAUUAAACCUAUGCAAACCCUUA